Effrenium voratum is the source of this 1511-nucleotide messenger RNA. The record is from the annotation of a GenBank genome assembly. Lineage: Eukaryota; Dinophyceae; Suessiales; Symbiodiniaceae.
GCGGGCAGAUGAGCACAAGCGAUAUCACGGAGUUCAUUGCAUGCCAUGGAUGUGGUGAGCAGGGCUGCUGCGAUCGUGAGGGGUAAGGAGGAGACCGAGCUCGUCAGCGUGCAGAUCGACGCCUCGCAAGAUGUACCGCUGGGGCUUCAGCUUUGCGAGGAUGGCGUGACAGUAGCGGCCGUGGAUGAUCGCGGCCUGGUGGCGCAGUGGAACGCCGGCCAUGGCCAUGUCAUCACUCCCGGGGCGGAAGUGCGGGCGGUGAACGGCCGGGCCCACCCUCUUCGCAUGCUGGAGGAGCUGCAGCAAUCGAAGAUGCUGAAGUUGGAGGUGAAGCCUCGUGGUGAAAGAGCCAAACUGGACGGCCGCGAAGAUCCUGUGUUUCAGCUGAUCGACGCGGAGCGGCGCACGCGGGAGAGCGCUGUGGAGCAGCUCACGGCCUUUAUGACGCAGGCCAUCACCACGGUGUCCAACCGCAUGGAAGAACUCGCGUUGACUCAUCUGAAGAGCCAAACGCAGCAGUCUUCAGGCAUGCAGGACUUGAAAGAGAAGCUUUCAGCACUGCAGGAGGCUCAUGGCGCGCAGGUGUUUCGCGCAGAUCGCCUGGAGGAGAUCCAAAGUAGUACCGCUGAAGAGAUCUCCCGGAACGCGGCUGAGACCAGGAGACUCAUGGAGAGUCUGGCGACCUUGUCGGAGCAGACCACGGGCCGUGCCGCUCAGCUCAACGAGGCACUGCGCGGCAUCGCUGAGGAUGUGGGGUCGCUGGAGCGGCUGUGCAAGAAGCCGAAGUCCGAGGAUGACACCAGCACGGCACCCACACGGACGGCCUCUGGGGAGGGGCAGAGCUUUUUCAGCCAAACGGCUGAAAGGCACAGCCGCGCCAGCACUGGCAGCACGGAGCCAAAGGACCUCUCCGGCUCCAGGACCUAUGGCUCGGCAUUUCCGACUCGGACCCGAGCGGUUCUGUCAAACUCCCAGUCUGCAUAUGUGCUAACUGAUGUGCCGAUGGAGAAGGCUGUGUCGGAUGGAUUUCAAGGCCGGUUUCAAGCAAUUCCAGAGCGACAACUCCGAGCAGAGAGUCCGCACAUCUACUCCCCGCGCUGGGCGCCAAUGACCUGGGCGCAGCCACACCCAGUACUUGUGCCGAUGGUUUCCCCCAUCUCUUCACCUCGGCCGAGCUCCCCGGGCCGAGUGACGAGCUCCCGGCCCUUGAGCCCGCUGACGCGCGUGACGCGAGUGCCGCCGGCGCCGGCGCCGCCGGCGCCGCUGAGCCGAACGCCCAACGUGCCGAGUUUGGCCGCGCCUGGGCGCCCCAUCGUCAUUUCUGCAGGCACGCCCUACUCGUACGAAGCCCCGAAGAAUGACACGGAGAAGACCUCGAAAGUUGAAGCGAGUCUUCCUGCCACUGAGAGAUCCCGCCGAGUUGUUUCACCCCACCGGGCCAGGUGAAGCGUUUCUCGCUUCUAGAGCCAAUGAUCAUCACUUCACGUAUGGCUUUUGGAGGUUUACGGUCU